AUGGUGCAGACUCGACAGUCGUCGCAGAAGCCAACGCGCCGCGACGCCAAUGGUCACAUCAACGGUCACAUCAACGGCCACAUCCUCACCUCGAGUGACGACCAAAUAGAUCGAUCCAGAUGGCGAAUGCUUGAUGAAUCCGGUCGACAAACCUGGCACUACCUCAGGACCGAUCAAGAAGUUGCCAAAUGGCCACAAUCGACGGCAGACAAGUAUUAUCUGGGAUUGCCUACAGACCUCCCUGAACUUCCUGCUGCCUCAAAACCGUCUGAAUCGAUCGAUAAUUGCUUGAGCUUCUAUUCACAAUUGCAGCUCCCUCCAGGCAACUGGGCUUGCGAAUAUGGCGGACCUCUCUUUUUGAUCCCGGGCAUCGUGAUAUGCUGGUACGUGACGGGAACGCCCAUCCCGUUCGAAUACAAGAUCGAAAUGAGGAACUACCUCUUCGCAAGACAAAAUGAGGACGGCGGGUGGGGUCUGCACGUUGAAGGUCACAGCUCAGUUUUCGGCACAGCCAUGAACUACACCAUCCUACGAAUACUGGGAGCGAGCGCGGAAGACCAAAGAAUGAUCACUGCGAGAGGGAAACUCCAUGCUAUGGGCGGAGCAACCCACGGUCCUCACUGGGCUAAAUUCUGGCUUAGUGUUUUGGGGAUUACCCGCUGGGAUAUUGUCAAUCCAGUUCCACCUGAACUAUGGCUUGUCCCUGACUGGGUUCCGAUUGCUCCGUGGCGGUGGUGGAUUCACAUGCGCCAGGUGUUCCUCCCCAUGUCCUACAUCUGGUCCAAGAAAUUCACGUUUCCUGAGAACGAUCUCAUUCGAUCAUUGCGACAGGAGUUGUUCGUGCAACCCUACGACUCGAUUGAUUUCGGGUCACACCGUAACUCGAUUGCCGUUGAAGACAACUAUCAUCCAAAAUCCUGGCUGUUGAAUCUGAUAAACUGGCUCUUGGUGUGGAUCUGGAUUCCUCUUCUCCGAGCAAAUUCCAUCGUCGACAAGGCCGAAGCUUGGGUCUGGCGACUCGUCCAGUAUGAAGACCACAAUACGGACUAUGCAGACCUGGCUCCCGUCAACGCCCCCAUGAACACUAUCUGCUGCUUCAUCAAAGAAGGACCUGACAGCUAUUCAUUCAAAAGACACCUCUACCGUCUCGAGGAAUAUCUCUGGGUUAAUAAAGAAGGAAUGCUCGUCAACGGUACCAACGGCGUUCAAGUCUGGGAUACAUCAUUCACCAUUCAAGCCUGUGUUGAAGCUGGCUUGGCGAACUCGCCGAAGUGGAAGCCAAUGCUCACCAAUGCACUGCACUAUUUGGAGUCUGAACAGAUUCGGGACGAAGUGCCCGACCGGGAAGUCUGCUACCGUCAGUCACGCAAGGGCGCAUGGCCAUUCAGUACCAAGCUGCAAGGCUAUACCGUCUCUGACUGCACAAGUGAGGCACUACGUGUCGUUCUUCUUCUUCAGAACGGCCACGGCUACAAACCGCUACUUGACAAGUCUCGCAUUUGUGACGCAGUGGACGUGCUUUUGACCAUGCAGAAUAAGCAUACCGGAGGCUUUUCCAGCUACGAGUGCCAACGCGGCUCUGAAUACCUCGAAUUGCUCAAUGCAGCCGAAGUUUUUGGGCGCAUCAUGGUAGAGUACGACUAUCCCGAAUGUACCACCGCCGUGGUCACAGUCUUGUCGUUGUUUCAGAAGUUCUAUCCGGACUAUCGUACCGACGAGAUAAAACAGAUCAAGGAAUCCGCAUUGCAGUACAUCCGCCGGGCUCAGAGGGAGGACGGAUCGUGGUACGGCAGUUGGGGGAUUUGCUUCACCUAUGGGGCGAUGUUUGCCCUUGAAUCCUUGGCUUCGGUGGGCGAGUCAUAUGCCAACUCACCACGGGUCAAGAAAGCAUGUGAAUUUCUCAUUUCGCAUCAAAUGGCCGAUGGAGGCUGGGGCGAGAGCUAUCGCGCCUCGGAACUGAGGGUGUGGGUUGACCAUGAUCAAUCACAGGUUGUGCAGACCUGUUGGGCCAUCAUUGCGCUGAUGUAUGCUGGAUACCCCGACCCAGAGCCGCUCAGACGGGCGAUCAAGAUGAUCAUGGGCAGACAGCAAAGGAACGGAGAAUGGCUGCAAGAGGCCAUCGAAGGAGUGUUCAAUUGCAGUUGCAUGAUCACUUAUCCGAAUUACAAAUUUUACUUCCCUGUCAAGGCGAUGGGCAUGUAUAUAGCGAGAUGGGGCGACGAGGAGAUCCUUUGA
Fonsecaea nubica is the source of this 2235-nucleotide messenger RNA. RefSeq lists its product as hypothetical. The transcript has 2 exons. Lineage: Eukaryota; Fungi; Ascomycota; Eurotiomycetes; Chaetothyriales; Herpotrichiellaceae. Gene Ontology annotation, molecular function: lanosterol synthase activity. Gene Ontology annotation, biological process: ergosterol biosynthetic process; triterpenoid biosynthetic process. The record is from RefSeq and is a predicted model, not a curated record. The coding region runs from base 1 to 2235 and encodes 744 amino acids. Gene Ontology annotation, cellular component: lipid droplet.